UGUUUGGUACUUGUGUAAUAGUAGAAACACCUCUCGCCAUAUAUAUCGUGUUAUUACUACUUUUAAAGACUCUGAGCACCACUAAUAUGGACACGAAUUAGAGUAUACUCUGAUUCGUGUCCAUAAUAGUCUAUAUAUUGUGUAACCUCAUUCACGCAGGGCUCAGACUCCUCAAUUUUAUUUGUCACCAAGGCUUCCUCCAACUUUCAUUCCCUCUGAUCUAUUUUCCUCCCUCCUCUCUGGAAGAUUAUCCCUGGGCGUCUUGGAUGAGAGGUGAACCUGAACCCCAUGAGAGGUUAUCUGAUUGAGCUGUGGUCCAUCUUUGUGGACCACCAUGGAAGGCCUGGCCAAGAGCUCUUCAAGCUAGGAAACACUGCCAGUGUCAGAGGGCAACUUUCCUACACCACACGCUGACCUGUGGGUGCACGUGUUGGGCCUCUAUACCAUGUGGGAUCCUGUGUAUUGUUAUCAUGGCAGGUCACUUGGUGAUUGAGGUGAAGAGGUUGCACCUUCUUUUGGAAUACCACCACUACUUUUUUGGACUGGACUGUCUUGAACACCCUUCACUAAUGCUGACCGAAGCGUGUGGAGCCAUGUCAGUGGGGUCAGAUGUUUGCGAUCUGACCCUUUUACAACCUGCACCUCCUGUGUCAUCCUUACCAGGAGCUGGUGGCAGCUGUGGGAUGUCUGUUGGUGGUGGCCAGUGGACCCAACUGCUGGACCUCCACCCUGGCUCUCCAUACAGCUCCCUGCCCUCCCAUCACUCCCUCAUCAAGCAGGAGCCAGGCUGGGGAACCACUGACCAAAUAGAGGACCCUCACUGUGGACGUGGGGCCUUCACAGUGCACUUCUCUGGCCAAUUUACAGGCCCAGGCCCCUGCCGGGUCGGGGCCUUUGGGGAGCCACCUUCAAACCAGCCACGAAUGUUUCCCAAUGGAGCCUACCUGCCCAGCUGUGUGGACAGUCCUCCUACACCCAGAAAUCAGGGUUACGGAGCAGUUGGUUUAGACAACAACCCCAGUUAUGGUCACACUCCAUCUCACCACACCCCUCAGCUCUCCAGCCUGUCAUUCAAACACGAGGACACACUGUCACCGCCAAACAGCAUAGUUGACCAGCAAUUUCCAGCACCAAAUCCUAUGUUUGGCUGCCACAGUCCUUCAGACUCUUGUCCGAACAGCCAAGCGCUGCUCCUGCGAAAUUACAACAGUGAUAACCUGUACCAAAUGGCAUCUCAGCUGGAGUGUGUAACAUGGAACCAGAUGAACUCCCUGGCAUCAUCUAUAAAGAGUGGCCAUCCACCCAGCUAUGACAGUGACCCCACAGCCCCACCUCCAUCCAUGCUUGUCAGCGCCCAGUACCACAUACACACACACGGUGUCUUCAGAGGACUUCAGGAUGUCAGACGGGUAUCCGGUAUCACUUCCCCAGUCGCGAGAUCUUCAGAAGCCAGUGAGAAGCGACCCUUUGUGUGUGCUUAUCCCGGCUGCAGCAAGAGAUACUUCAAGCUGUCACACCUGCAGAUGCAUGGCCGCAAACACACAGGAGAGAAACCUUAUCAGUGUGAUUUCACGGACUGCGGGCGCAGAUUCUCUCGCUCGGACCAGUUAAAGAGACACCAGCGCAGACACACAGGAGUGAAGCCCUUUCAGUGUGAGACGUGUCAGAGAAAGUUUUCACGGUCAGAUCAUCUUAAGACGCACACUCGGACUCAUACAGGUAAAACAAGCGAGAAGCCCUUUACAUGCCGCUGGUCCAACUGUCAAAAGAAGUUUGCCCGCUCUGACGAGCUGGUGCGCCACCACAGCAUGCACCAGAGGAACCUGACCAAGCAGCAGCCUGCCAUCUGAGCAGCGAGAGGAGGAGGAGGAGGAGGACAAAGAGGAACGUGACAGUAUGAUGUGCCAGCUAGUAGAAAAGGACGCCUGGGUCCUGGUCAGCAGUUAUGGUGCUUUGCCAGACUCGCCAAAGUGGCGAGUGCAGCUGAUGCCGAUCUCAGCCACACAGACAACGUCAGGACUCACAGAUUACCCUGAAGGUCUUCAUGAUGCACUUCAAUUACUACUAGCAAUAAAACUCCCAAUUUGAGAGGGUAUAAUACCACAAUAACUCUGAGCCAUGAUUUUAAUUUUUUUUUCUGUGAGAUGAGGAAAAUGUUGAUAUACUGGUUUGGAUAUUUUACGACACUUGCACUGGCUUCUCCUUUUAUUGUUAAAACUGUCUCACCUUUGACUUAUGCUGGAUGUUGUAAACUGGAUUUAGAGCAACAUGAACAACUUAUCAGUGUUUGUGCGUUAAGUUGUACACAGAGAAUUUUUAGUUUUUAGGAAUGUCAACAACUUCAUCUCUCUAAGCUGUACAUUAUACUGACCUAAUUGCCCUGUAUAUCCUGAAUGUGGUGUAUUUGCUUACAAUAUAUGGUAUAUGGUUCUUGUACAUUCAUAAAAUAUUGAGUCACAUCACUAUAUGCUUGUGUUGGUGAGAGACAAAGGAGGUGUGGGUGUUGUCAGGUUAAGGUUAAGAGGCCACCUAUGAGACGUGGUGGGGGUGUGAGGUGGGUGACAGACAGUAAAACAGCACCCCUCUGUGACUCUGACAGGGUGCAGAUCUCACCCUCCUAAAUCUCAGACACACAUCUUCAUAACUAGGAACAUCUGGAGCCCAAUAAAUCUCAUUAGAAAAGACACAUACCUCAGUGUCAGCAGGCUGCUCUCCACUGACUGCCCCCUUCCAUGCAGGCCGGGCCCCAAAAUGCAUGCAUGCACACACUCAAGUUGGGCCGUACAUCAUAGCCUGCAGUUUAGAACAGCACUUUACAUCCUUCAUCCACAUGAUGGCAGUGUCAUCCUUUCUCGUCUUGCGGAUGGAGCUUGUGCUCUCAGUGCUCGACUGUGACUGAAUUCAGAUACUGUUUAUAUUUUACCGCCUCACCCUUAAGAUUACACAUGUCCAAUUUACUCUUGCCUUUAGUGGCACUGAAUAUCAGUACAGAAUAUACUUUGGCCCAUGAAAUAUACAUGGUUUGGAUAGAAUGUGUGUUUUUCAGCUUAUGUGCAAAUCUAGAGAUGGGAUGAUUCAGCUUCAGCGGGUGUGUAAAUAAAAUAUGACCCAGUGCGGGCAGAAAGAGUUGUUUCGUGGCUCAUAGCAUGUUUUAACUGUUGUCAGUGUGUUCGCAUAUGGAAAGUACAGUGCAGACAUCGCAGUAU
Messenger RNA from Archocentrus centrarchus (flier cichlid), 3206 nucleotides. It is a transcript of the gene wt1b, whose product is annotated as WT1 transcription factor b. Gene Ontology annotation, cellular component: nucleus; PcG protein complex; transcription regulator complex. The record is from RefSeq and is a predicted model, not a curated record. Gene Ontology annotation, molecular function: RNA polymerase II cis-regulatory region sequence-specific DNA binding; DNA-binding transcription factor activity, RNA polymerase II-specific. The transcript is spliced from 10 exons. Gene Ontology annotation, biological process: regulation of transcription by RNA polymerase II. The coding region runs from base 471 to 1850 and encodes 459 amino acids. NCBI's taxonomy places the organism in Eukaryota, Metazoa, Chordata, Actinopteri, Cichliformes, Cichlidae.